Brassica rapa (field mustard) is the source of this 3265-nucleotide messenger RNA. Its product is annotated as AUGMIN subunit 3. Gene Ontology annotation, cellular component: HAUS complex; mitotic spindle; microtubule organizing center. Gene Ontology annotation, biological process: microtubule organizing center organization; spindle assembly. The record is from RefSeq and is a predicted model, not a curated record. Lineage: Eukaryota; Viridiplantae; Streptophyta; Magnoliopsida; Brassicales; Brassicaceae.
UGCCUUUUACAAUAGAUUCGAAAACUUCUCUCUCUUGUUUUCUCCGAUCUCUUUCUAAAAAGCUACAGAUUUAAGAUCUUUGUUCCGGUGGCCGGUGGCCUUCCGCCACCGGUCGCCUAACCUUUUGUUUUUUUUGUUUUCGUUGGGUUGUAUUAUACUCUCGUUUUCGCGUAGGUGACUCUCGUUUUCGCGUAGGCGACUCUUUGUUCGCAUAGGCGAUUUUGUUGUGUAGCUUCAUCCAAAUCGGAGUGUUUGUCAUUCCUAUUUUCUCCGAUAAGGUUGAAGAUGAAUAAAGUUCUUGAAAGUUCUUUCCUUUCGCAGUUUCUUCGUGUUUAAUUCCAUCAAUUAUUUGAUUGGAUGCUUUGUUCUUUGUUUCAACUGAACAUCCUUUUAUAAGAGUCAGGCUUUACCGUUUUAUAUAGCCAUAAAUAGGCGUUCAAGGUAAAGCUUCUUUGUCAAGGGAUGAUUGAGUUUUAUUGGGUUUCUUUGGUCCUUUUGAAGAAGAUUUAGCAGAGUUGGUGUUUUGAUAACAGUCCAACAAAAAAUCUAUCUUCAUCGGAUUGAAGUCUCUCUUGAUUAAAUCAACGAAGAAUAAAGAAUUUUCAGUCAAGUAGUUGAGGUUUGAGCGAAAGGUUUUGUGGCAUCAGAGUUUUAAUGAAGAUAUGAGACAGAGAAGGUCCCCAGCUAAAUCUCCAGCAAUUUUGUGAUGCUUGGAUGGAGCAAAGGCCAUGAUUGCCUUAUUUGCUCUGUUCAUAUUUUAGAGAGAUACUCCGGUGGGAGCAGGAAUACGAGUUGCGGUGUAGAGAGAUUUCUGGCGGUGGAGCUCUGAAGCGGUGACUGUGUCAGGCGUUAAAUCCGUGUCAGACACGUGUCCAAGAAGUCUUCCACCUUGCAAAGGAAAAGAGCACGUGGAGAGUUUGAAGCUUCUCGAGUUUCCUUUUUAAAUGGGCUGUAUUUUACUAUUAUUUCUCUGUUUGGGCUUUUAACUUGUAAAAACUUGAUGCCAUCUUGUAAAACAAUGCCUUACGGCAUGUUAAUGAAAACUCAAAGUUGACAAAAAAAAAAAAACCAAACGCCUUUUUUCCACAAAACUUUCAAAAUCUAACCACCUUCUAAAGAAAAAAUGAGACAGUGAAAUUCAAAUUUCAAUUUAGAGUCUGCGAUCUAACCGGCUGAUUUGGCUGAAGAAGCAAAUCGGAGAUGAGCGGUGCGAGACUGUGCUCUCUGGUGGCGGAGCUAGGUUACGAAGGCGCCGGGAAGCUAGACCCUGACAGCUUCGAAUGGCCGUUCCAGUACGACGACGCACGCCCUAUCCUCGACUGGAUCUGUUCCUCUCUUCGCCCCUCCAAUGUCCUCUCCCUCCCCGAACUCUCCCUAUAUGAGCAGUUUCAAAGAGAAGGGAAGCUUUUAGAGGGCGAGGAUCUAGACCAGGCCUAUGAUAGCAUAUCAGCAUUUUCUUCCAGGAGAAAUAAUCAGGAGGCAGUUUUUGGAGCAGAAGAAAGCAUAAAAGAAGUAAGAGAUGCAACUUUGGCGCAUAAGGCUGAAGCUUUGGAGCUGCAGAGGCAGCUAAGAAGGUUACAGACACAAUAUGAUUUACUAACUGGCCAAUCUUCAUCUCUGAUUCAAGGGAGACGUGCUCGAGUUGCUGCUACUUCUGCUGUAACUGGACAGAUAACAGCUAUAGAAGACAGUUUGUCUGCUAGAAAUUUGCAGAUGAAUGGAGUUCUAGGAAGAUUGGCUUCCACUUCUCAAGAGCUGGCGCAUUAUCAUUCCGGCGAAGAGGAUGGAAUCUACUUAGCGUACUCCGAUUUUCAUGCCUACUUGGCUGGAGAUUCAGCAUGCACAAAGGAGCUAAACCAGUGGUUUACUAAGCAGCUGGACACAGGGCCAUACCGUUUAGUUGCAGAGGAAGGAAAAUCUAAAUGCUCAUGGGUUAGUCUCGAUGAUACAUCAAACAUGUUGCGAGCAGAUUUGGAAAAGUCACAACAUGAACGUGUAUCUGAACUGCAGCGGCUUCGAUCCAUCUUUGGAACAAGUGAGAGACAAUGGAUUGAAGCCCAGGUCGAGAACGCUAAGCAACAAGCUAUUCUCUUGACACUGAAAUCUCAAGUAACAUCAGUUGAGGCUCAUAUUCAUUUUGAUCUACAUUCUCUAAGGAGAAAACAUGCAGAUCUAGUCGAAGAAAUCUCGACCCUUUAUCAGAAAGAAGAAAAACUCUUAUCUGAGACUAUUCCUGAACUAUGUUGGGAGCUCGCUCAACUCCAGGACACCUAUAUCUUGCAAGGUGACUACGAUCUAAAGGUCAUGCGUCAAGAACUGUAUAUCAGUAAACAGAAAGUGUUCAUCAAUCACCUGGUUAAUCAGCUUGCAAGACACCAGUUCUUGAAAUUAGCAUGUCAGCUAGAAAAGAAAAACAUGCUUGGAGCAUUCUCUCUGCUAAAAGUAAUCGAAUCCGAACUCCAGGGUUACCUCUCCGCCACAAGAAGCCGUGUGGGACGGUGUUUGUCACUGAUCCAAGCUGCAUCUGAUGUCCAAGAACAGGGAGCAGUGGAUGACCGUGACAGCUUUUUACAUGGAGUUAGAGAUCUAUUGAGCAUUCACUCAAAUGUCCAAGCCGGGUUAUCAACUUAUGUCUCAGCUCCAGCCAUCAUUCAGCAGAUAGUUUCUCUUCAAUCGGAUCUAUCAUCUCUUCAGUCUGACCUCGAGAAUUCCCUUCCAGAUGACAGAAAUAGAUGCAUUAACGAGCUGUGUACCCUUAUUCAGAAUCUGCAGCAACUUCUCUUUGCAUCUUCAACUACGGCACAGCCCAUAUUGACACCAUGGCCGCUGAUGAAAGAACUUGAUGAGAUGGGAAAAAUCAACUCCAAACUCUCUGCAGCAGUGGAGGAGGUAACGUUAGAGCACCGCGAGAAAAGGGAGAUCGUCAAGCAUCACUCCAAGGACGUGGAACUUCAAAGACGAGUAUUCAUGGACUUUUUCUGCAACCCAGAGAGACUUAGAAGCCAAGUGAGGGAACUUAAUGCACUGGUUCGUGCUCGCCAAGCCUCAUCUUAGGUCCUCACCACAAGUAUAUAUAGCACAUGUUAUCUCUCGUUUGCCAAUUCACUUACUCUAUGAUUGUAUACAAAGCGUUUUCUCUCCGUCUUUUUCUCGUUUGCCUGUCUACUCUUCAUUUUCUGAGAUGUCUAUGGAUUUGUACUAUUUACUGCCCGACUUCUAUUGUUUCCAAGUUCCAUGAGCAAAAACAUUUCUAUUUACUUAUCUU